Aphanomyces astaci is the source of this 1121-nucleotide messenger RNA. RefSeq lists its product as hypothetical. The transcript is spliced from 5 exons. NCBI's taxonomy places the organism in Eukaryota, Oomycota, Saprolegniomycetes, Saprolegniales, Verrucalvaceae. The annotation marks the transcript as partial. The record is from RefSeq and is a predicted model, not a curated record.
AUGUCCAUCAACGUCGUCAUCCUUGUCGCCGCCACUGCGAUGUCCGCUUUCUACGGGAGGUCUCGUCGACAUGAGCAACUCCAGGAACGGGUCCCAGAACACUAUGUUCGUGCUGGAGAGGAGCGUUGCGAUCGUGUGUUCAUGCGUGGCCGCCCUCUGCUACGUGUACAUUGUCAUGAGCAUUCGAGCUCGCGAGUUCGUCGCCACAUGUCCCAAUUGGUGCACGUGCUCGCUUUGUUGAACCUCCCAGGACAGAUUGCCCGUAUCGUGCUGGAAGGAUUGAAGUCGUCCGAACCUGCUUCGUCCUUCGCCCGGUGCAAAGCACCUUCGUCGCCACGUCAGUCUGAGACUGCCGACUGUGGCGGCUGGAAAGUGUUGUUGGUGCAGUCCCUCAUCGCUGGUCUUCGAUCAUCGAAUCUGAUAUCGUGGUUGUGGCAAUGCGUGAUGGCCUACCACUUGUGGCUGUGGGUCGUGUGGGGUUUCGAUUGUCGCCGCAUGUGCCGGCACAUUCGCAUCCUCCAAAUCGUGUCGGUGCUUGUGGCGGUCGCGCUCAGCGCAGGCCCCUUCUUUGGUCCAUGUCCGGCCUACGACAUCGCAACGUUUGCCGCCGCCAUCACGUCGUCCCCGUCGCUCCUUGUCGUGUGUCAUGUCCUGUGGCUUGUCUUCAGUCUCGGGAUCAUGGUCGUGGCGGUGCUCGUGGUGCUCUGUCGUAAGCUAUCAUGUGUCUCGUCUAGGAUGCAUUCAUCAUGUACUAGGCAAAAACCCAAUCACCUGGCGGCGUACCAUCAAGUCGGAAAGGUUCUUACGGUGUGCAUCUGGUACUCGAUUCUGUAUCGCAUUGUCGAGGCCCCUGUUUUAGCGCUCAAUGUGAUUGCACCUGCAUCGGUCAGGUCGUCUCACGCCAUCCAAGGUCCACGCUUUGCCUUGCACCAUGUACUUGGUCCGCUCGAAGGAUGUGGCCUGGCCGUGUUGUAUGGGGGAGCGGUCGUGUCGUGGUCGGCAAAGCACGACGCGUACGUCCAGACGACGUACCCGUCGUCGUCAUCGUCCAACCACCACACGUCUGCUGGCCGACGCUGUCACAGCCUGGACCACAUGUGCUUGUUUGUGACAGCGUAUGA